CGCAGAUGCAGUCUCUCUGCCGACUUGUACAGACAUUCUCGAAGCACACAACCCGAUUUAGUGGGUCUGAGCCAGGAUAGUUGCAGAUGUCGUGAUCGCGCGUCCAAAUUCGCGACUUCAACACUCGCCAACAGCACCUCUAGGCUAUGGAGAAACUGCAAAAUCUUCGCCGCGUUGAAUGCUACCAUGCCCAUGCCAAGCACCAAAAUGCUGUUUACGUGCUUGCACAAGCUUGUACUUAUUUCGAGCAUGCUCCCAGGCUAUGCUUAUCGCUCUUGUCCCUUCUUGAGCGAACGUCUUCGAAAUCAUCAUGGCUGAACCUGUGGCGCCCAAGGUGCCGACUGCGAGUAUCGCAGAGACUCUUCCCACACAGGAGCCGCAAAUCAAGAAGCACCGGACAUGGUACCAUACGACUCUUUUUAAUGCCUGCGUUAUUGGAGGCGUUGGGUUCAUGUCACCUGGACUGUGGAACGCCAUGAACUCGCUCGGAGCUGGCGGUGCCCAGGAGCCGUAUCUUGUCAAUGCGGCAAAUGCGCUCGUCUUCGGACUUAUGGGAAUUCUUUGUUUGUUUGGAGGACCUAUCGCGAACCGAAUCGGACUCAACUACACUCUACUGUUGGGAAGUAUCGGUUAUCCUGUUUACAGCGCGGGCCUGUACUGCAACGACAGAUACGGCACUGUCUGGCUCGUACUUGUCGGCGCUGCAACUUGCGGAAUGUCAGCAGGACUGUUCUGGGCAAGUGAAGGUGCAGUUGCGUUAGGCUAUCCCGAACCUGGAAAACGAGGCCGAUAUAUGAACAUCUGGCUCUGGUUCAGAACUGGUGGGCCGCUCAUGGGCGGAGCUAUCGUGCUCGGACUCAAUCACGAUGCUCAUGCUGCGAAGAAGGGCAAAGUUGGCUAUCAGACAUAUCUGGUGUUUGUCGCUCUGCAAUGCUUGUCUGUGCCGCUUGCACUUGCUCUCAGCCCGCCGGAGAAGGUGCAAAGAGCAGAUGGCAGCAAGGUCAUCGUGAAGGCAGAGAGCAGCUUCAAGAAGGAGUUCCAGGCGCUCUGGCAGCUCAGCAAGAGGAAGGAUCUGUUGCUACUGCUGCCGGUGUUCUGGUCAGCCUACUUCAACCAAUACGCUGGCAAUUUCCAGACGUACUACUUCGGCGUGCGAGCAAGAGCACUCAUGGGCUUGUGUCAGUACAUCGGCGGCCUGAUCUCAUCUCAAAUCAUCAGCGCACUCCUUGAUUACAAAGGACUCCCCGUGAAGAAGCGAAUCGUCUACGGCUUCUUCUACGUCCUCGGGCUUCACAUCGUCGCAUGGGUAUACGGCUGGGUCGUUCAAGAGCACUACACCAGCAUGGAUGAGGCACCAGUCUAUGAUUGGGUCGAUGCAGGCUUUCUGAAAGGCUUCUUCGUCAUCAUCCUCUGGCAAUUCUCCCAGCAAGCUCUCCAGAAUUGGAUGUACUACUUGCUGUCCACCAAGACUGACAACAUCUCCGAGAUGGCUCGCUUCUCCGGUAUCUUGCGAGGACAAGAGAGUUUCGCGCAAGCUGUGUCCUACGGUAUCAACUCUCAGGAAUGGAAGGGUGGUCGUGUGCCGCUUGCUAUCAACACUAUUUUGUUGGGAGCUGCUAUCGUGCCUACAUGGCUGGUCGUCCGCGAUCAUGAGCCCAUUGAACAUGACAAAUUGCCGGUGCCUUUGGAAACUAGGGAAGCUGGAAGUGAGACUUCAAGCAAGCAUGAGGAACCACAGAAAUAGAGCAUCGCUAGCGCUCUUCCAGUACUCCAAAUUCGAAGCCGUUCUUUGACGACCAUUCAUUUCAGCAACCCUCUCGGGACUUCCGGACGACAACAUGAUCUGGAAGUGGAUGUCUAACAUCAGAACAUCGAAGCAGAGUGGACAUGUUCGUCGUGUCUCGCUCGCGUGCAGCCACGCGAGGACACUGUUGAAGACCGUUAUCACUUGGCACCCGAGACACGGCAGGAAAGGCAACCCAAAAAGCGCUGAACCUAACAAGCAUCUCCACAAGAGGUCUUCGCGAAGAAGGCGGGCACACGAGCUCUCUCUCAUU
This is a messenger RNA of Cercospora beticola, 2057 nucleotides long. RefSeq lists its product as uncharacterized. The record is from RefSeq and is a predicted model, not a curated record. Gene Ontology annotation, molecular function: transmembrane transporter activity. NCBI's taxonomy places the organism in Eukaryota, Fungi, Ascomycota, Dothideomycetes, Mycosphaerellales, Mycosphaerellaceae. Gene Ontology annotation, biological process: transmembrane transport.